Molecule: messenger RNA, 891 nt
Organism: Coffea eugenioides
Lineage: Eukaryota; Viridiplantae; Streptophyta; Magnoliopsida; Gentianales; Rubiaceae
Product: NDR1/HIN1-like protein 26
Exons: 1
Coding region: 42-719 (225 amino acids)
Biological process (GO): defense response to other organism
Source: RefSeq, a predicted model, not a curated record
ACUGCCACAAAAUUUUUUUUUUUUAAAAAAAAGAAAGUAUCAUGAGCUCCUCGUACCCAUUACCAACUCAUGCUAACCCUAGUCCGCAAAACCAGCCGGUCAAGCGGCACCACUCUGCCCGUUACUACGCCCAUAGGGUGCGAGAAAGCUUAGCAACGAGGGUUUCCAAGCUCGUCUGCUCCAUUUUCUUGUUCUUUCUUUUCUUGAUUGGCGUGAUCACAUUCAUCUUGUGGUUAAGUUUACGCCCGCACAGGCCAAGAUUUCACAUCCAUGAAUUUUCAAUUCCAGCUAUAGCCCAAGGAAACGGGUUUGAAAAUGCCCAGAUAGAUUUCAACGUCACUGCCCGUAAUCCAAACCGGGCGAUUGGGAUCUUCUACGAUGCAAUGCACGUUUCAGUAACUUACGAUGAUCAAGGCAUUGGGGCUAUUUCUUUGUUGUAUCCAUUUUACCAAGGGCCCAAAAAUACCACAGUUCUUGCUGGUAGCUUGAGCGGUGCUACAUUAACCGUCACCAAUCAAAGAUGGCAGCAAUUUUUAGCUGAUCGAUCACAAGGAAGGGUAAUUUUCAAGCUUGAUGUAACCUCGACCAUUAGAUUCAAAAUUUCUUCGUGGGAUAGUAGGCAUCAUACCCUGCAUGCUAAUUGUCCGGUUGGAGUUGGCCCUGAUGGCACCAUCUUGCCUGAGUACAAAGAUAAAAGAUGUCCUGUUUAUUUCAGCUGAUUAAUCUGGAUUAAGAGAGGAAAUCCCAGAUAUUUUUUUCUCUUCUUUUCUUUUCUUUUUUUUUUUUUUUUGGUUUAAAAAAUUAUUAUUAAUGAUUGUGAAUUUGAUGUAAGAUUCGAUGUUACUGUGAUCAAAAUUGAUGUAUACCUGGAGAGGUGGCAUUUCGUGGGAA